AUGUCCCCUAGGGCGUUGCUCACCAUGAGUAGCCUCAUCCGGCCCACCCGCUUUGGCCUCCUCCUCGUCGGAAUCAUGGCACUAGUCCUUACCGUCUUCUACAGAGACCUCCUUCCCCCCGUCCCCCCAAUGCUCCCAGAAGGUUCAGAGUGGUCCAAGUCGCUCGAUCACGUCCCGUACUUUGGUGCCAACCAGCAGGCCAAGAACAUUGAGCGCGCGCGGGCCAUGUGGACGUGUGACCGCUGCCUGGUCAACGAAACGCUGUGUGAGAAGUUUGGGACGCGUAACGUUGAUCUCUCGCGGGCGUUUGACGGAUCCGGUGCGCGCGUGCAGCGCGUCCUCAAGAAGGCGAUGGCGGGUGAGCCCAUCGUCACUGGCGGCAUGGGCGGGUCCAUCUCAAAGGGCCACGGCUGCAAGUGUGACCCAUGGCACAUCCAGAUGUUCCAGUGGUGGAACCAAACGUUCCCACACCCAGAGAACCGGCAUGCUGAUGGGGCGGUCGGCGCGCGCGGCAGCGACUACUUCAAGUACUGCCAUCACGAGCACCUUGACCCCGACGUGGACAUUAUUUUCAUUGAGACUUCGGUCAACGACUUGAUGAGCGACAUUAACUUUGACAACUUUGAGGCACUCCUCCGCGCGCUUCUGAGCUACCCCAAGAGUCCGGCCAUUGUCAUUCUGCAAACGGUCAAGCUAAACAGCCCGAUUCGUUAUGGUUCGGAACACCAGUUUGGCCUGGCGGGUUACUACGAUGUGCCAGUCAUCAACAUCCGCAACUGGCUCUUCCCGGCAUUCUUCCAGAACACGACGAGCGUCGAGAACUGGUUCCUCCCCAACGACUUGUUGCACCCGAAUGCCGAGGGGCAUCAGGUCAUGGCCGAGCUCAUCCAGAUGUACCUGUACCAGCAGAUGUGCUAUCUCAACAACAGUCGGCCUCAAAUUCGACCAGGCAACGCCGCCAUCGUCACUCAGGAAGACGCGUUUGACGUGUACAGCAUCCCACCACUUCGCAUGGGCCAGCGCUUCAGCCAAGACUUCCAGCCCGAGGAGGAGCUGCGCCCGGGGUGUGCGUCCGUCGACUCGAAGACGUCACCACUCCAGCCGGUCCUAUCCGAGACCAAGGACUGGGAGCUAUGGGAGCAACCAGGGACAAAGGGCGAGAAGAAGUUCUGGCGCGCCACCGAGAUCGGCGCGCAGAUCACAUUCGAGGUCAACCUCCAGGUCGGCUACGUUGACGCAUACUUCCUCAAGUCGCCAAAGAACAAGCUCGGCGCAGUCGAAUGCUGGCUCGACGAUGAGAAGGAACCAAAGAAGAUCGACAGGCUGGAGGGGUACUGGAGCCGGCCGGAAAGUAUCGGUCAGUUCCAGAAAUUUGCGUUUGGGCGCAAGGACUCGCUCCUGCCGACCGGCAAGCACAAGAUCCACUGCGAGAUUGUCGACAAGACCAGCAGUAAGGAGAAGGAGGUCAAGGACCGGACGACAUUCCAGUUUAUCGGCAUCUUCACGGUGUAG
Cutaneotrichosporon cavernicola is the source of this 1512-nucleotide messenger RNA. RefSeq lists its product as uncharacterized. Lineage: Eukaryota; Fungi; Basidiomycota; Tremellomycetes; Trichosporonales; Trichosporonaceae. The transcript is spliced from 7 exons. The coding region runs from base 1 to 1512 and encodes 503 amino acids. The record is from RefSeq and is a predicted model, not a curated record.